CCCAGCGCGUUCAGGCAUUCGCUGCCGUCGAAGGUCAUCGAGUGCACCGCCGGUUCUGCAGCAUUACAGCGACAGGGCGACGCUCCGGCCCCUGCAGUUAUGUGUUAGAGACCAGAAUAAAACAUCUCCGCUCUGAAGGUGGGCGCUAAGCAGAGGACCAGCGGACGAAAGAAGUGUGCUGUUGCAAUCCUUCACUAAUCCUCCUGCAGGUGUACUGGGGCCAUGUUUUCAUAGAGCCCCGAUUCCCUUAGUGCAAGAGAUGGCCAACCUCAGCAUGCCAUCGUGCCUGCAGCGAGACGCUGGACUCUCCAGCUCUGCUGAUGCCAAGAGAGCAGAGCCCAGGGCCAACGAGAAGAAAUGCUCAUGGGCAUCUUACAUGACUAACUCCCCAACUUUGAUCGUCAUGAUUGGCCUACCUGCAAGAGGCAAGACCUACAUGUCAAAGAAGCUGACGCGCUAUCUCAACUGGAUAGGAGUUCCAACAAAAGUAUUUAACUUGGGGGUCUACAGGAGAGAGGCCGUCAAAUCGUACAAGUCUUAUGACUUUUUUAGACAUGACAACGAAGAGGCCAUGAAAAUAAGGAAGCACUGUGCCUUGGUAGCCCUGCAAGAUGUGAAGAUCUAUUUGAAUGAAGAGGGAGGACAAAUUGCAGUAUUUGAUGCUACAAACACAACCAGGGAGAGACGUGAUCUCAUCUUGAAUUUUGUAAAAGAGAAUGCCUAUAAGGUGUUUUUUGUGGAGUCUGUUUGUGAUGACCCAGACGUUAUUGCUGCUAACAUUUUGGAAGUGAAGGUGUCAAGCCCGGAUUACCCAGAAGCUCACAGAGAAAGGGUCAUGGAUGACUUCUUGAAACGCAUUGAGUGCUACAAAGUCACCUACCAGCCACUGGACCCAGAAGGCUACGACAAAGACCUGUCCUUCAUUCAGGUGAUGAAUGUGGGCCGUCGUUUCUUAGUGAACCGCGUGCAGGACUACAUCCAGAGCAAGAUCGUCUACUACCUCAUGAACAUUCACGUGCACUCGCACUCCAUCUACCUGUGCCGACAUGGAGAGAGCGAUCACAACAUGCAGGGCCGCAUCGGGGGCGACUCAGAGCUCUCUCCCCGGGGAAAACAGUUUGCAGCAGCUUUGCGUGGGUUUAUUGAGGAACAUGGCCUGUCAGACCUGAAGGUGUGGACCAGCCAGCUAAGGAGAACCAUCCAGACGGCAGAGGCUCUGGGAGUGCCCUAUGAACAGUGGAAGAUCCUGAAUGAGAUUGAUGCUGGCGUUUGUGAGGAGAUGACCUAUGAGAUGAUUCAGAGCACAUUUCCUGAAGAAUUUGCUCUGAGGGACCAGGACAAGUACCAUUACAGAUAUCCCGGAGGAGAGUCCUAUCAGGACCUGGUCCAACGUCUGGAGCCGGUCAUUAUGGAGCUGGAGAGACAGGGCAACGUGCUGGUCGUCUGCCACCAGGCUGUCAUGAGAUGUCUCCUGGCUUAUUUUCUGGACAAGAGUGCAGAUGAUCUCCCCUACUUAAAGUGUCCACUCCACACUGUUCUGAAGCUCACUCCUGUUGCCUAUGGUUGUAAAGUGGAGCUGUUUUACCUGAAUGUGGAGGCAGUGAACACACACCGUGACAGACCACUUGGUAAAGCUCGGACGGGCCCGGCCCCUCUGCUGCUGCGGAGGAAUAGUUACACUCCUCUGUCCAGUCACGACCAGGUCAAACGCCCGCGUCUGUACAGCGCAGGGAACCGGCCUUGGCUUCCUUUGGCGCCUUCCCCCUCCGCCUUGCACUUUCCCAACACACCUGAGGGGGUGCUGCUGCAAAGCCAACCCCGGGUAGCAGGCGGUUGUCUAAGUUCAUUUGGAAUCCUUGUGUGAAGGAAUCGACUUUGACAGCUCAGAAGAAGCUGCUGACUGCUUCCGCUUCUGAAUAGCAAAGAAGGGCUAAGGAGCCUACAUGUCGCACAACUCUAACUACCAGUCUUUAUAGCUCUUCCCUCUCCACUGAUGACCAGACUGCAUUUCCCAUCAUCCCCCUGCACACAAAGUUUACCAGCGCAGCACAUUUGCAUGUGCCCUUUAAGGAGUUAAAUAUGUAUUCAGUCGCAGAUACAAUAAUAAGCCAGGCUUUAAUGACAAGUGUGGGAUGCCUUAAUGUAAAAGACUGCACAUGAGCGAUGCCCUAAACUGAUUCCCGUGGCUGAAUGUAUUGUUUUUAGUAUAUGUAAACAGGUCAAAGGCCACAUUGAAUCCUAGUAUUUCUUGUCUUGAGUAUUUCAGGUUAUGUUUCCUCUUCGCAAGGUUACAAGUAAGGUAAAUAUUAGUUCAGACUGAAAUAUUAGGGUGAUAGUAAGCUUCUAUGGAUUUGUGAACUGGUAUGAACUGGUAAAUCUGAACAUAAAACAUUAUCAUAUAUAAAAUAACAAUCAUCUAAAAAUGCCAUAGCCAUCCGUGAUUGGGGUUAGCAGAAGUUAUAAAGAAGUUUGAAAGAUGUCUUGCCAACUUGGUACAGACGUAUGCAAAACUUUAAGUACUCCUGGUCAAAUGACAUCUUUUGCUAAUGUAAAAUGAAAUGAAAAGAAAAUAAGUUGACACCUCCUGUACAGAGAACAUACUCAAAUAUGUCAAUUUCUAUUAUUUGCUGACUUCAACAUGUUGAACAAAAUAAAUCAAUACAAAAUGUGCCAUAACUUUUAUUUUUCUUUCCCUGAUCUGUUAAAUUUAGCAAAUAAACAGUAACUGUGCAUUACAAUAUGCAGAUGUGUGUUCUCUGUAGAGUGUGUGUACUUAUUUUGUACUUUAAUACAUGUAAAUUUUACACACUGUGGCACCUUAGCGGGCCAGGAAUACAUUGAAGAAAAAAACUUUACAGCUAAUUUACAGCCAAAACAAUAUUACAAAUGCAUGGGAGCUGUGCCCAGUAUGCCUGUUUUUUUAUAUUAUUUCCCACUUUGUGAGUUUAAAAGAAUUUACAAUUCUGUUCAUAAUUCAAAAUUAACAAUCAUAUCGGUCAGUAUAGCACUCUUUAACUGAAACUUCUGGAAACACUUUAGUGUUUGACCAUGUAAAAUUAUAUAUACAUUUAUUGGAUCAGUAACUGGAAUGUAUCAGUAUCAGUGACAAAAUCUUCAUAUCAUUUAGGCUUGAGCAUACAGUCGUAUGCAAAAGUUUGUAGUUUGCCACUGGCCUCAAAGUUUGUCGUUGCCCUCCAGUGAAAUCACAUGUUUUGCUGAUUUUCUAAGUGAAACACAUGCUCUAAAGAGAACAGUCCUAAAGGGGACCUUUUCUAGUUUUUACCUUUCCUUUAGUGUGUUACUAAGCUUUUUGUUCAUGUAAACGUUCUGCAAAAUGUCAAAGCCCAAAGUACACGCCAGAGGAAACGCCUUUUUAGGAUUCCAGCCCUUUGUCUUUGUUACAAGAUGACGUGAUCUCGUAACACAAUUUUUAUUGCACAGCUACUGACAAGCUUGGCACGCCCUCACACAAGAGCUACAAAGUAAAAACUUACCACUCUGAGCGUCCUGCUCCAGUCUAACUUGCGAAGGUGGAUCGGGUACCAACUAGGCUACCAAAUAACAACAGUUCUACCUGACUUUCGGGAUCGGACUCUGGCUCAAAGUGAUACAGCAGAGCCGACAACAUUCUAAGAAUAGCCGUUAUAGAAGUGAAUCUUGUAGAAGGACGGCACUCUGGCAGUUUACCAGUCUGAAUAGAGUGGGCAAGCUUACCAAUCAGAGCACACUGGGCUUAUCGGGAAGCAGUUUUUAAUAACACAGGAGCUCUAACAGAGUGUUUCAGACAAAGAUGUACAGUAUAAGAAAAACAAUGUUUUCAGGACAUUGAAGUAUGUAAAUAUACUCUAGUAGACCCCAGAAAUAAAAUUAUAAACUUUGAAAAUGAGCAAAAUAGGUACCCUUUUUUCCAUUUUUCUGCAUAUUAUAGUCCACAAUAUCUGUUUAAAGCUGCACUAUGCAAGAUAUCUUUGUUAAAAUUGGAAGGAGUAGCAUUACUGGGUCAGGAGGGGGGAAGAAACGCUAAAAUAUGGUGUAUGUGUGCUGCUGUGAGUCACUGUGCAAAGCCUGAAAUAUUAUUUUAAAAGUCAGAAGCGCAGGAUUGGAUUUCAUGUCAGUUUUUGGACCACAUCACACCUCUUUAUGUACUAAUGUUACAUGGACAGGCUCAAAGAGAAAAUCUGGCUCAGUGUUUCAAAUGCAAGACCAACAUUAUACUGAUGCAAAUAUGAUGAUAAUAGUAGAUAAUUUACUUGCAUCAUUAGACGCAUCCUUCCAAGUUCUCUGUGCAAUUACCCAUUCCACCAGACAGGUGUCCAAAUCCCCAGAAUUUACACAGAGUAGCUUUAACAUAUUGGAUAAAAAAAUGAAGCAUAAAAUAUAAAAUGGGGCUCAUUUUUAUGUGUAUUUCAAUGUGUUGCAUUCAACAAAUACACAGUAACUGCAUUAAAUGUUUGUUCUCUUUCGAGGAUAUGUACUUAUUUUCACUUAUGAAGUGAGCAAAACAUCAUUACAGUGGGGUGCACAAAUGUUUGCAGAUGACUGUAUAUGUAGAAUGUUAUAUUUAUUGCCACUUGAUAUCCAGUGGUCAAGAACAGACCUUUGACCAAAGAUACACUACAGUUGUACGUUGAAAUUAGUUAAAUGUCCUGGAAGCCACCGCUUGAAUGGAGACUUAAACACAUAGAGAUUUAUUUUGUAUAGUCCAAACGAGAAAACACGCACAGAUUGUUAUCUAAAGGAGUGUUAAUGUAUACUGUAUAUUAUUACUUUAUCACAGAUAUGGAUGUUUUGUGUUUCUAAAGAUGUUUGCUGCACAUUUGGGUGAGAUGAUUUGAGAUUGUAUUGUAAGUUAUUUGAUUGGUGAAAUGUUUUCAGUAAGAGAUCAUGACGGUAAAGCUGUACGCACAUUACGCACAUCAUGUACAUUCACUGUUUUACAUACAAAUCUUUAAAUUGUGUAUAUUAAUUACAUAGAAUUUAGUCUGUUUUUAGCCUGUCUACUAUAAUCACUAGAACACUGCAAACUAUGAUUAAUCAUAUCUCUCUGAUUGAUGUAACUGGGCUGCAUGUGCAACUAUACAAAUAUUACCUCCUGAAUAUCUCAUUGAAUGGCUCUGUGCCUUUGGGGAGACACAGCUGUUGCAUUGUUCUGAUUAUACAAUAUCCAGGCUUUUAUUGUACAAAACAUAUUAAUGUGCCAUUAACUAACAUAGAGAAGCAUGCUUUGAUCAUGAAUGUUAUAUGAAAAUAUCAAAUGUAUGUAGAUGACUGCCAUUCAAAACUGCUUUGUUACUUAAAUGAUAAACCUUUUUUUUUUCAUUUUUCAUGCAUUUGCAUUAUGUGACACUGAUGCUCUCGUUACCUGUAAAUUAAACUGUCUAUGAAGUUGAAUUAA
Pygocentrus nattereri (red-bellied piranha) is the source of this 5395-nucleotide messenger RNA. RefSeq names its product 6-phosphofructo-2-kinase/fructose-2,6-biphosphatase 2b (gene pfkfb2b). The transcript has 18 exons. The record is from RefSeq and is a predicted model, not a curated record. Gene Ontology annotation, molecular function: ATP binding; fructose-2,6-bisphosphate 2-phosphatase activity; 6-phosphofructo-2-kinase activity. Gene Ontology annotation, cellular component: cytosol. Lineage: Eukaryota; Metazoa; Chordata; Actinopteri; Characiformes; Serrasalmidae. Gene Ontology annotation, biological process: fructose 2,6-bisphosphate metabolic process; fructose metabolic process. Bases 260 to 1864 code for a protein of 534 amino acids.